Molecule: messenger RNA, 1989 nt
Organism: Synchiropus splendidus (mandarinfish)
Lineage: Eukaryota; Metazoa; Chordata; Actinopteri; Syngnathiformes; Callionymidae
Gene: crhr2
Product: corticotropin-releasing factor receptor 2
Exons: 12
Coding region: 49-1293 (414 amino acids)
Biological process (GO): long-term synaptic potentiation; cell surface receptor signaling pathway; adenylate cyclase-modulating G protein-coupled receptor signaling pathway
Cellular component (GO): plasma membrane; dendrite; axon terminus
Molecular function (GO): corticotrophin-releasing factor receptor activity; peptide hormone binding; corticotropin-releasing hormone receptor activity
Source: RefSeq, a predicted model, not a curated record
AUCGCGGCCGAACUUGGAGCCUGGAGAUCGCGGCAGCCCGGGCGGACCAUGGACGCGUCUAUCUAUCACAUCGUCUUCGGGGAGCCGGAGGAGCUCAACUGCACUUUGGUGGACGCGUUUCAGGACACUUUCUGGGAGAACGCCACUCUGUCUCUGCUGAGCGCAGACGGGCUUUAUUGCAACGCCACCAUGGACGAGAUCGGAACCUGCUGGCCGAGGAGCGCCACCGGGAGGAUGGUGGAGCGCGCCUGCCCCGAGUACAUCAACGGAGUCAAGUACAACAGCACCAGAAGCGCCUACAGAGAAUGCAUGGAGAACGGCACAUGGGCGCUGAAGAGCAAUUACUCCAACUGCCAGCCCAUUCUGGAGGAGAAGAGGAAGUACCCGGCGCACUACAAGGUCGCGCUCAUCAUCAACUACCUGGGCCACUGCGUCUCUGUGGGCGCUCUGGUCGUGGCGUUCGUCCUCUUCCUGUGCUUGAGGAGCAUCCGCUGCCUCCGGAACAUCAUCCACUGGAACUUGAUAACCACCUUCAUCCUGAGGAACGUCAUGUGGUUCCUGCUGCAGCUGAUCGAUCACAACAUCCACGAGAGCAACGAGCCCUGGUGCCGGCUGAUAACCACCGUCUACAACUAUUUCGUGGUCACCAAUUUCUUCUGGAUGUUCGUGGAGGGCUGCUACCUUCACACCGCCAUCGUCAUGACCUACUCCACCGACAAGCUGAGGAAGUGGCUCUUCCUCUUCAUCGGCUGGUGUAUCCCCCUCCCCAUCAUCGUGGCCUGGAGCAUCGGGAAGCUGUUUUACGAAAAUGAGCAAUGCUGGUUCGGCAAAGAGCCGGGGAAGUACGUGGACUACAUCUACCAGGGGCCCGUCAUCCUGGUGCUGCUGAUCAACUUCGUCUUCCUCUUCAACAUCGUGAGAAUUCUGAUGACCAAGCUGCGAGCCUCCACCACGUCCGAGACCAUACAGUACAGGAAGGCUGUGAAGGCCACGCUGGUCCUCCUGCCUCUGCUGGGCAUCACCUACAUGCUCUUCUUCGUCAACCCCGGCGAGGACGACAUCUCCCAGAUCGUCUUCAUUUACUUCAACUCCUUUCUGCAGUCGUUUCAGGGCUUCUUCGUUUCAGUCUUCUACUGCUUCCUCAACGGGGAGGUGCGGUCAGCUGUGAGGAAGCGCUGGCACCGCUGGCAGGACAACCACGCCCUGCGGGUGCGAGUGGCGCGGGCCAUGUCCAUCCCCACGUCGCCCACCAGGGUCAGCUUCCACAGCAUCAAACAGACCACGGCCGUCUGACCUUGACCUUUCACCUCAGACUCAAGGGCAAAAGAAAACACUUCAGUUCGGUCCUUUAGCAAGAUGCUAACUCUCAAUGCUACGUAGCGACUGCUAAAGGACGCCAUUGUGUUUGCUGACGUCAGUGUCUCCUUUUAUUUAACUAUACUAUGUCUAUUUAUACAUUAUUUACCAUAAAAGUGGUGCCGUUUAAUGUGAAUUAUGACUGGACUUCAAGUGGGUGCUUUGUUGUACAGAGACAAAUCUAUAUUUUUAAAGGCUGUUGUUAACUCUGCAUUUGAUAUUACCAUGUAUUUAUGAUCUUUUUUACUUGAAGAGCCGUGUCUGCAUGCAACAUUUCGGAGGUGAUCCAUCGUGGCGUCGCACACAUCUGUGUCAGUUCGUUGACCAAAGAACGAUUUCCUGCCGUGUCGCUAGCGGCUCGUGCUAAAAAGAAAUUCCAUCAGAGCUAAUAACGGAACACAUUUGUUGAACCACCAACACUGCCUUAGAAACCAACGCGUCCUCUGGUGUGGAAGAUCCGCCGCUCCUGUGCUCCACCGUCUUUUGUACUCGUGAAUAUGACUUUCAAAUAAACAAGAUGGUGUUUUACCAUCUCUCGGUGGCUUUAUCUGCGCUGCUCUCUGAAGAACCGUCAGUCAUGUGGGUGCUCUAGUCUUCGAUGAGUCUCCAGGUUAAACCUCUGUGGGCCACGGG